AUGGCUGACACUGGCGAAUUUGAUGUCCACCGCGAGCUCAAACGCCGUCGAUGUGCUCCUACAAAUACUGGGACUGGCACUACAUAUACAUCUCCACGCGAAUAUGGUAUCAUGCGCAAAGACGAUACAUCUAUCAGCUUCCUUGGCAGCUCCAGCGGCAUCCACUUUGUCCGCACGGUUUAUAAUGCCUUUGCCCGUCGCUUCACAGACCUGCAACAGGCCAGAGACAGCGGACAUGAAACCGUAGUUCCCGGUGAAGAUGAUCAUAUUCACCGUGCUCGAGGUCAAGGCAAAGCUCAUACUUCCCUAUGGAAGAAGCAGGAGCUCGACACGACCAACCGGUCGCUUUCAUUUGAGGAAUUGGUACGAUUAACACAUCAUUAUUUCGAAGACUGGCAUCCAAUAUACCCUUUCGUCAAUGCGCCCCGUAUCCUUCGUGUUAUGGAGCAAAUCAGCCAAAAAGGGCUGAAGUCGAUUGAUCGGCUAGAUGCAAUCAUCGUUCGGUCUAUUAUCUCUAUUUCUGCAAUCAUGAGCCGAAUGGGCCUGACAUAUAAUCCGACCUCAACACCAACUAUUUCUGUGGAACUAGUAUAUCAGACGGUCCGUGAAGCUAUGAGCACUCUCUGGGAACUACAGACUGAAUCGCCUUCCAUUCCUCUACUGCAAGCCGCGUUCAGUAUCCAGUUGUUCUUAACUUCUAUUUUAUGCUUGAAUACCGCUUCUCGAGUCGGAGGUUUUGUGACUCGCAUGGCCUUCCACCUGGGCUUACACCGCUGUCCGACACGAUAUUCCUGUUUUACCAGUGAAGAUGUCACGAUGCGCCGUCGUAUCUUCUGGUCCAUAUAUUGCCUAGAACGAUAUCUCAAUCAAGCACUAGGAGUGCCACUUAGUAUUCGUGAUGAUGAUUUCGAUGUUUGCUACCCACAAGCCGAAAGACAUUCAGCGGGCCCAGAGGAUAUGGGUGUCAACGCAGAAGAUAGUCGCCUUAGACUCCUAACUCAUUUGGCUAAAUUUGCACGAUUGAGAGGCUUGAUUUCUGAGUUGCGGAACAAAUCGAUCAUGCAUAGCCAAGAAAAUCUGGCAGAUGCUGCUGAAGUGGACAGUGCACUUUUGAAAUGGUGGAAUGAGGUGUACGAUGAUGUCUAUACACUUGAAUCUGAUUCUGAAUCCCCUCUUCAACCAUAUCAAGCGUUGUUGCUCAUUGUGUCGAGGCAUGAGGCUACCAUUUCCUUGUAUCGACCACUCCUUGCCGCCCAUAAUCCCACUGCUGCAGAUUAUAAGACCGCUUUUCAACUUUGUAUCAACUCCGCCAGGUCUUUGUUGGUUGCUCUGUACGAUUAUAUUAACACUGCUCAGCAACGCGCUCCUCUAACAUCACCUUCAUUUACGUCAGCUGUCUGGAUGUCAUGUAUGAUUCUCAUAUAUGCGGCCUGGACCGGUCACUUCACCAACAAAGGCGCUUUGCGAUAUGCUCGCGUUGGAAUUUCUGUGCUUCGCAACAUUGCUAUAAGAGAAAGUGACUGGCCAGAGACAUGUAUCCAUGCUAUAGAAGAUUUAUGCUCAGCUAUGGAGAACAGCUCACAAAACGGCACACCGUCGGUCAGGCAAGAGGGUCAGCAGCUUAACCCUACAAUAUCAUCUCAACACAAUGACACACACUCAUUCCGAACAUCGACAUCAUCUAUUGACCAACACUCAAGGCUACGGAACCCUCGACUAUCAGAUCAUAAUCAAGAACGCUUCUCAGUCGCAAACAACCAGCAAUUCACUCCCUACCAAGUACAAUCACCCCCGAUAACCUUAGAUCAUCAAUCAAGGAUUUCUAUUGACGAGCAUCGCCAUCUUCAGGAGUACCUUGCGAAUCCCACGUACGAUAGCACUGGUAUACUGGCCAAAGAAAGCGACAUCUAUAAUCCAGCAAGUGUGGUGUUUGGAGAUUCUUCUGGAAACGGCCUUUCCUACGGCAUGGUCCCCCAAUAUGCGCCGACUUUCCCAACUUUGAAUGGAUUUUCGAUGAAUGAGGGGUGGACUGUAGCCGACGGACCAUGGCUCAUUCACGGCGACUUUGAUGUUUUAUGA
Messenger RNA from Talaromyces stipitatus ATCC 10500, 2079 nucleotides. RefSeq names its product C6 transcription factor, putative. The coding region runs from base 1 to 2079 and encodes 692 amino acids. Lineage: Eukaryota; Fungi; Ascomycota; Eurotiomycetes; Eurotiales; Trichocomaceae. Gene Ontology annotation, biological process: DNA-templated transcription. Gene Ontology annotation, molecular function: DNA binding; zinc ion binding. The transcript is spliced from 2 exons. The record is from RefSeq and is a predicted model, not a curated record.